GUCGACUCCAGUUCUUCGUCACAGCCAAUCGGAUGACGAGCUGCUCUCCGCGGAAACAUGUCGCCCAUGAAGCUGUGUGUUCCAGGUGACAAGCUAUGCAGUGCAGAAAACUGCAUUCCCGGCACAGGAGUAUAUCUGCGGCACGGCUACAUAUACUCCUCACUAGCAGGAUACGUGCUCAAGAAGAACGAGGGAGAGGAGUUACCAGUGAUCUCAGUGGUGCGGGAAACAGAAACGCAACUACUCCCCGAUGUAGGAGCAAUAGUCACCUGUAAGGUGACCAGCAUCAACCCCAGGUUCGCCAAGGUCCACAUCCUUUAUGUGGGCUCCACACCGCUGAAGGACCGCUUCAGAGGAACAAUCAGGAAAGAAGAUGUGCGCGCGACAGAGAAAGACAAGGUGGAAACAUACAAAAGCUUCAGACCUGGCGACAUCGUCUUGGCAAAAGUUAUUUCUCUCGGUGAUGUGCAGUCGAACUACCUGUUGACAACAGCAGAGAAUGAACUGGGGGUGGUGGUGGCUCACAGUGAAGCAGGUGCCCAGAUGGUUCCCAUCAGCUGGUGUGAGAUGCAGUGUCCGCGGACGCACAGCAAAGAGUUCCGCAAAGUGGCGCGAGUGCAGCCGGAGUACCUACAGGCAUGAGACGACUUCUUUCCUUCCACAAGGAACACACAGCUUCCCCUCCCUCUUUCACUCACGGCUGUCAAGUAGCCUCCCAACUCUGCUUCAGAUGUUUUCUGAGAGACUGGAUAAUGUGCAUAUCCUUGGCUGCUGCUGGUUUUGUGUCUCAAGUGUAUUUUCUUUCCCCCCCUCUGCACAUGGUGUCAUCAUUAGAUUGUGCCAGCUUGAAAACACUGAAGCAGCGUCAGAACAAACUGUCAGGACGUAUUCUAAACUCAGUAGCGACUGUUGUAAAGCGUUUUUAACUCAAAUGAGUGCAUGUGCCAGCAAUGUCGUUUCUUAAAGUUACCUUUUAAUUUUCUAGUUGCAACCUGAUCAGAGCCGUCUGACUGAGGAUGUUACAGUGCAGCUGCCGAGUGACCACCAUGUUGAGAAGCUAAAAGCAUAAGAACCUAGUGAAGAGAGGUCUUGUUUAAAGAUGAGGGAUUCUCUCCGUUUUGUAAAUGGGUAUUUUAGCCCAUCAUCAGGUCACUCGAGGGAUAGAGCAGUUGGUGCAUUUUGCAGGGUGCAUACAAGUAAGACUCAGGAAGGAUGACUCGACUGGCUCUUUGGAAAUACUUUGCAUAGUGUCAUGUAAUCAACACUUUUUUUGUCCAUAGAAGUGACAAAAACUUGAAUCUACUCAUUUGUCCUUACCAACUUUUCCAGUUACAAGUCAACUGAGGGACAAAUGUUGUCCACACAGCAGCUUAAAAGGAGAGUGAAUGUGGUUAAGAGAGACGAAUGUUAAAUAAAGAUUACAACACAGCUACCAAUGUGUAGAAUACUGAAGUUCAACUUGAUAGUCAAAUAUUUCUUUUUUUGUUUUCUAGCACAUUAUCAAAAACUAAAUGAUUGUGAGCCUACAAGAAGCAAGCAGAAAUGUCUCCAUUUAUCUUUUAAGUAAAGUCUACUCUGACUUUCCUUAUAGCUUUACUUUACAGCAAAUGUCAUCCAUGUGCAAGAUGGAAAUAAAACGACUAUCA
This is a messenger RNA of Anoplopoma fimbria (sablefish), 1646 nucleotides long. RefSeq names its product exosome component 1 (gene exosc1). Gene Ontology annotation, biological process: RNA processing. The record is from RefSeq and is a predicted model, not a curated record. The transcript is spliced from 8 exons. The coding region runs from base 58 to 642 and encodes 194 amino acids. Gene Ontology annotation, molecular function: RNA binding. Gene Ontology annotation, cellular component: cytoplasm; nuclear exosome (RNase complex). Lineage: Eukaryota; Metazoa; Chordata; Actinopteri; Perciformes; Anoplopomatidae.